Molecule: messenger RNA, 2310 nt
Organism: Trichobilharzia regenti
Lineage: Eukaryota; Metazoa; Platyhelminthes; Trematoda; Strigeidida; Schistosomatidae
Source: the annotation of a GenBank genome assembly
CUGUAGUUGAGACAAUGGUCCCCAGAUAAGUGAAUGAGCAUUAGUUGAUUUCUUUUCGUUUAAAAGACAAGCUUUCACCGUUAAGUUUAACUUGGUCGGAUUGAAGAAAAUGACUGACGUUGAAAUUUAUCAGGGUUUAAUAGUAUAUUCACCUGAAAAACCUGUUGAUGAAAAGUUGUAAAAUACGAUGGGGACAACUGUUUUAAUUUAAAUAGUUGUUUUCUAAUUGUUACAAAACUAUUUUAUUGGUUUGUAUUUCAUGUGGCUCAUCGCUUUAAGCAGUUGACUUCCAGUCAGUGGAUCAUGUAUCCAAAGUCCACUCUAUCUACUUCAGCCAGAAGCAGCAAUCACCAUCAGUGGGAGAUAUGUAAUGGAAGUCACCACCACUGUCAUUUAUUCGCCUAGGCAGCAGCAUUUCAAACUACAGUCAGGAGGUACGGAUGAGGAUAUCAAAGCAAGUUAGGAUUGGAAUAGUAAGACCAUACCUUUAUUACUCUAAAAUGAGUGUAGAGAUCGACUUCACUCAGCACAAGAGACAGGAUGCAAAGUUUCAACACUAAUGUCAAAGUAGUGAUUUAGAGACUUACUGGGCACAUACAUAGCCGAAAGCAUUUCCAACAGCCACUUUCUGUCGAUACUAAAGAUCAGAUGUCCAGAAAGGAUUAGCAGAAGAAAACUCCAGCGACGAACCUAUUGCCUAAUGAAACCGGCACACAGCAUCUACAGCAGACACAAACCCAACAAUUAACGUUCCCGUGGAUUAUAUAAAUAAUUUGUAGCAGAGGACUUAAACUUUAUAUCCAAGUAAUCCUUUUUAUUGAUAUAACUCGUUACUGUAUUUUUUUGGUAAUAUAUUGUUAUUUAACGUUUCAUUGACUUGGAUUAUUAUUCUCAUAUUUGUGAUGUUAAUGAACUCUCGUAACAGUCCCCUACACACCGUGUAUAAAGGGAAGUCUUCUAAUUCCUUGCCUGCUGAAGCUGGUGUCCCUCAAGGCGCUGUCCUUUCUCCUUUUCUUUUUUCUUCCUUCUUGCAUGACUUGCCUCACUCUGAUGAAAUAACCUUUGUGAAGUAUGCUGAUGACUUAACAGUUUCAAUGGCUGUUAACUCCGAGCUAGAUUGUACCAAAAUAAAUAGCUUUCUGUCGGGAGUCAGUAAAUGGUCUGAGUCUAGCGGUCUUAAACUGAAUCCUUCUAAAUGUCAAACUCUUAAUUUCAGCCUAAGAUGUGAAAGACAGUUAAAAGAAGUCAUCGACUCUCAUGACAGUUGUAAGAUUGACGACAAUGAUAUAGGAAUCCAAUCAGAAAUUAAAUAUCUUGGACUUAUUCUCUCUUCUGAUCUCUGCUGGUCUUCCCAUGUCUUAGCGAUCGCCAGUAAAAUAUUCUGCCUGAUAUUUUACAUUAAGAAGUUAAGGCACUUGGGUUUAACUCAACCCCUCCUCCUACAGUUCAUAAACUCUUGCAUCCUAUCUAUUCUUCUUCAUUGUUCACCCUUAUUCUUUCCCGGUCUGCAUAAAAAGGACUAUGUCACAAUUCGUAGAAUGCUGAAGACGGUCAGUAGGGUGAGUGGUGUCCCAGUGGACCACAUAGCUAAUGUUGUUAUCGAUAGGCAAUUGACUUUGUGCAAUAAAUUUACUAGAGGGAUUUUGUCUGACUCGGAGCAUCCACUUUACCCUCAGCUUUCACCUUGCAUCUCCUCAGGUAGAACAAGAAGUAACUUCAGAAAACUGUAUGCUCGCACGCCAUACUUGGCACAUAUUUUUUGUGAUGAAAAUAGUGUCAGGGAAGAGUUAACUAACCUUUUUCAUCUAGUAAAUAAACAAUUUCCUCCAUCCAUCCUUAUAUAACUUGAAGUUUUACUUUUAUUAUUUCUAUUAUAUUUAUGGUCCUGCUACUUCUUUGUUUUACUGUAAUAAUUGCAAGCACCUACUUAUCUCCAUGACUGCUGUAAUCUUUGUUUUUCCCCUCACCAUAUCAUGUAAAGAGAAGAUUAUAUUCAACAUUUCUAAACACGUCAGGAUUUCUAUACCACAUUGCCAAUACUGUGUGAAAGAAGCCCACGGUAAUUUUCACUUGUAUUACUAUUAUUACCCUAGCUAUUAUCAUUAUUAUUUCCAUUUUAUAUGCUGCAUGUUUCUGACACUACGUCUAUUGUAAAUGUGGAAAAUUUUCUGUGUGAUUAAUUUUAUUUAUAAUUUGAGGAAAUUAGAUGCAAUAUUGUGAUUAAUGCUGAAAAUUCCAUUCUGUAUCACAAGUACUGUUUUUGGAAUAAACCUGUUCUGGUCGGAGUUUUUCAUCCAGGGCGUGUUUGAU